Molecule: messenger RNA, 2415 nt
Organism: Anisakis simplex (herring worm)
Lineage: Eukaryota; Metazoa; Nematoda; Chromadorea; Rhabditida; Anisakidae
Source: the annotation of a GenBank genome assembly
AUGAGGCAAAGUCACACCUUCACUGACUCUGCCACAGGCGAUAGGAUAUUGCGAGAGAAACAGUUUUUGUUGUCAGCAGAACGAGGUGAUAUUGGAAGUGUUCGUAAAUUGCUCGAUUUCGCUAGGAAAACAGACGCUCUGAAUAUAAACUGUCUUGAUCCACUUGGCAGAUCCGCUCUACAUAUAGCCGUCGAGAAUGAGAAUAUUGAAAUGAUCGAAUUGUUACUCGAUCAUAAUAUUGAGACUGGUGAUGCGAUAUUGUACGCAAUCGGUGAAGAGAACGUCGAAGCGGUCGAGAUUAUUUUGGAGCAUCUCGAGAAGAUCGAAAAGUUUAAUCCUGAGACGCAAGGAGUGGAAAUAAACGAGCAUUCAGCCUUCACGCCUGAUAUCACACCAAUCAUUCUGGCUGCACAUAAAGAUAAUUACGAGUGCAUAAAAUUAUUUCUUGAUAAAAAAGCAACAAUACCUCAUCCUCAUGAUGUGAGAUGCUCUUGUAAGGAUUGUCUCAACGCGAAAGCUGAAGACUCACUACGUCUAUCACGAUCUCGGAUCAACGCCUAUCGUGCCCUGGCAAGUCCAUCGUUGAUUUGUCUUUCGACUAAGGAUCCAAUCUUGUAUGCAUUUGAACUCAGUUACGAACUUCGGCGAUUAUCUUAUAUCGAGAAUGAGUUCAGGAGUGAGUACCAGGAAUUGAGUCAGUUAUGUCAAAAAUUCUCGGUGAAUAUGCUCGAUCAAGUGCGCGGUUCAAAGGAACUUGAGAUUGUUUUGAAUCAUACAACAAAUGCAUGGGAAGAAGUCACACAGCACAAGUCACUGCAUCUCUGUCAUCAGCUGGCUCGACUUAAACUAGCUGUUCAGCUGAGGCAAAAAAGAUUUGUGGCGCAUCCAAAUUGUCAGCAGCUUCUCGCGUCGAUCUUCUAUGAAGGUGUUCCAGGGUUCCGUAAUCGACACUUUCUCUUUAAGGUGCUUUUGAUAUUGUGUGUAUCAGUUUCGUUCCCAAUUCUUUCAAUCGUCUAUUUGAUUGCUCCGAAGUCGUCAAUUGCUGAAAUAACACGCAAACCGUUCAUCAAAUUCCUUUGCCAUUCUGCCUCGUAUUGCUUCUUUUUAUUUUUGCUUAUCCUGGCCAGUCAACGUAUUAAUUAUGAUAAUGUGUUGAACAGUGCGUCGGUAUCCGCUAAUUUUGGUGAGUUAGAUCCUGACAGAAAGGAAAGGCGCGGUCCACCACCUACGCCUGUUGAAUGGGCCAUUCUUGCAUGGGUUAUCGGGUUGAUAUGGGUGGAAAUAAAACAACUGUGGGAUGCGGGUCUGUAUGAUUACUGUUAUAAUUUGUGGAAUAUCCUUGACUUCAUCACCAAUUCCCUCUAUUUGUGCACUUUUGCUUUAAGAUGUGUUGCUUAUUAUCAAGUUGAAGCCGAAAUGCGUGAUCCACUGAAACAGCAUAUUGGUCGGCGCUUACAAAGACGCGAUUGGGAUGCAUGGGAUCCUACGUUGAUUUCUGAAUGCGUUUUUGCCACUGCGAAUAUAUUCUCGUCUCUGAAACUUGAAUGUGAACAAUAUAAAAUAAUGAGUAACGAUCCAUAUCUGAGUGAGCAUCCAACAAAACAAAUGAAAAUCUUCGAAGAAUCGUGUGAUCCGAAAUAUCGAUCAUGUGCCAGCCUUUAUAAAUCUAUGGAAACGUUAUUUUGGUCAUCGUUCGGUUUGAUUGGACUCGAAAAUCUGGACAUUGUUGAACCACAUGGUCCCACGCAGUGGACUGGUAGAACAAUAUUCGGCAGUUAUUGUUGCUGUUCAAGUAUUGUCCUUCUUAAUAUGCUUAUUGCGAUGAUGAGUAACUCUUACGAGAAUAUUCAUAAUCAAGCCGAUGUGGAAUGGAAAUUCGCACGAAGUAAGCUGUGGAUAGAAUACUUCGAUGAUACAGGAACACUACCACCUCCGUUCAAUAUGAUUCCAAGUCCGAAGAGUUUCUAUUAUGGUAUACGAUGGUUAUGUGACAGAUUUUGCCAUUUUUCAAGGAGGAUUCAGCAAGGAAAACAACGGAGCAUGAGGUUUGUGAUGCGUAAUCUCAUCAAGCGGUAUAUCGCGCAGAUGCAACGAUGUAAGCAGCAACGGGAAGGUGUUAAUGAAGACGAUGUGAACGAGAUUAAACAGGACAUUAGUGCCUUUCGAUAUGAACUUCUGGGAAUUUUGCGAAGUGCCGGUUUCAAUACCGGUCAUGCAGAUAUUAACCAAAAAUCAUUUUCUCGUAAUAAGAAAAGAACCGCGAUGGCUGAAAGAAGGUUAAAGAAAGGAUUACCAGAUGCGUUCAAUAUACCAAUGCCCGAGAGUUUCAAUAGUCCAAACGAUAGUCGAAUGGGCAAUAUGUCAUCAUUUUUUGAUUCAGAGUCAGAAAUAUUCUUUAUUGCAAUAUUACCCUAA